Molecule: messenger RNA, 1104 nt
Organism: Elephantulus edwardii (Cape elephant shrew)
Lineage: Eukaryota; Metazoa; Chordata; Mammalia; Macroscelidea; Macroscelididae
Product: testis-specific serine/threonine-protein kinase 1-like
Exons: 1
Coding region: 1-1104 (367 amino acids)
Biological process (GO): protein phosphorylation; microtubule cytoskeleton organization; intracellular signal transduction
Cellular component (GO): cytoplasm
Molecular function (GO): ATP binding; protein serine/threonine kinase activity; tau-protein kinase activity
Source: RefSeq, a predicted model, not a curated record
AUGGAUGACGCUGCCGUCCUCAAGCGACGAGGUUACAUCAUGGGCAUAAAUUUGGGAGAGGGCUCCUACGCUAAAGUCAAGUCCGCUUAUUCUGAACGCCUCAAGUUCAAUGUGGCAGUCAAGAUCAUUGACCGCAAGAAAGCCCCCGCAGACUUCUUGGAGAAAUUCCUUCCCCGGGAAAUUGAGAUUCUGGCCACACUCAACCACCACUCCAUCGUCAAGACCUAUGAGAUCUUUGAGACUUCCGAUGGUAAGGUCUACAUUGUGAUGGAGCUCGGGGUCCAGGGCGACCUCCUGGAGUUCAUAAAAAUUCGAGGUGCCCUGCAUGAGGAUGACGCACGCAAGAAGUUCUACCAGAUCUCCUCGGCUAUCAAGUACUGCCACGACCUGGACAUCGUCCACCGCGACCUCAAGUGUGAGAACCUUCUCCUGGACAAAGACUUCAACAUCAAGCUCUCUGACUUUGGCUUCUCCAAGCACUGCCUGAGGGACGACAGUGGUCGGCUGACCCUGAGCAAGACCUUCUGUGGGUCUGCAGCGUAUGCAGCCCCCGAGGUGCUGCAGGGCAUCCCCUACCAGCCCAAGGUGUAUGACAUCUGGAGCCUGGGCGUGAUCCUCUACAUCAUGGUCUGUGGCUCCAUGCCUUACGAUGACUCCAACAUCAAAAAGAUGCUGCGCAUCCAGAAAGAGCACCGGGUCAACUUCCCUCGCUCCAAGCAUUUGACUGGUGAGUGCAAGGACCUCAUCUACAGAAUGCUGCAGCCAGACGUCAACCGACGGCUGCAUAUUGACGAGAUCCUCAGCCACUGCUGGGUGCAGCCAAAGGCCCGGAGCCUGCCCUCCCCAGCUGUAAAUAAGGAGGGGGAGACUUCCCGAGCCGCUGAUGGCACAUGGACCCCAGAUCCCACCUCUGACAAAGUGUCUGCCACAAAGCUGGAGCCAAAAGAGGAGGAUGGGCCCAAGAUGGGCCCCAAGGAGACAACAACGGCAGAGGUGUCAAGGCAGCCAGAGACGCUGGGCUUUGUGGGCGAGCAUCCAACCGGUGAGACAGAGGAGGGGAGCCCCCAAGUCUCAAAGCAGCCUUCAGAGACACACAACCAGUGA